Messenger RNA from Pseudopipra pipra, 4920 nucleotides. RefSeq names its product major facilitator superfamily domain containing 6 (gene MFSD6). Lineage: Eukaryota; Metazoa; Chordata; Aves; Passeriformes; Pipridae. The transcript has 8 exons. Gene Ontology annotation, biological process: antigen processing and presentation of exogenous peptide antigen via MHC class I. Bases 517 to 2883 code for a protein of 788 amino acids. Gene Ontology annotation, cellular component: plasma membrane. The record is from RefSeq and is a predicted model, not a curated record.
GAGCAGGAAGCGCUAACGAAUGUCAUUUGGCCGUCCGGGGCCCGCAGACGCUCCGCAGACACUGUUUUAGAACCCGACGCGUCCCACCGCAGGCACAGACCCUCGUCGAGGCAGCGGCUGAGUACGAAGCUCCCCCGGUCGGGCCGGGCCCGAGCCCCGCGGGGGCGGUGCCGGCGGGGGGCGGCUCCGCCCGUGGCUGCCGCCCGUCCCUCCCGCAGCGCCCCUGCGCGGCGGCGGCGGCGCGGCCGGGCCGGGGGGGCGGGAGGUGCGCGGAGCCGCCGCCCGCAGCAGCAGCCGCGGCGGCAGGAAGGGGCUGCGAUGCUCCCGGCCGAGCGCCCCCCCGGAGCCGCCCCCGGGCGAGAGUGAUGGUAUCACUCAGACACCUCUUUGGUCUCACUUGUCACGGCUGAACUGAUGACAUUCAACAGGCCUUUACCAAAGCUUUGUGCUCUCUUCAGCCUCAAGGUAGCCCUCAUUCCUUGAGAGUCCACCAGGUACUGGAUGCUGUGGUGAACCAUGGCAGCUGAUGAUAAGGUUGCCAUUCUAACCGAUGACGAAGAAGAACAGAAGAGAAAGUAUGUGCUUGCUGAUCCUUUUAAUGGCAUUUCCAAGGAUCAAGACUUGCCACCCAAUAAUGAAUCCCCUUCGACGGAGACAACCACGGUCCCAGACGAAGAGCUGGAUUGGUUAGAAAAGCACUGUGUCAAAAUAAACAACGAUCUCCUGAUCUCAAAGGUCUUUUAUUUUUUCUUCUAUUCUGCAUAUGGCUCUCUCUACCCCUUGCUGCCCGUGUAUUACAAGCAGCUGGGUAUGUCACCCAGCCAGAGUGGACUUCUGGUGGGCAUCAGGUACUUUAUUGAGUUCUGCAGUGCUCCCUUCUGGGGAGUGGUGGCAGAUCGCUUCAAGAAAGGCAAGAUCGUCCUCUUGUUCUCGCUUUUGUGCUGGGUUUUAUUUAACCUGGGGAUUGGGUUUGUGAGACCAGCCACCUUAAGGUGUGUACCAAAGGGCCUUCCCCCAGCACACCCCACCAAUGCAAGCAGCCUUUUGACAACAGUUUCCCAAAACACCUCGAUGUCCUCUCUGCUAACAACAGUGAGUGCUGCAUCCCCAAAUGUUCGCAGGAAGAGAGACCUGCUCACUUCCAGUCCAGUCACUUUGGAAACAACAGGGACAGCUAAUCCUGAAAUAACAUUCCUGUCACCUACACAGAGCGGCGAUGUGGAUUUUAUCUUGGAAAACAGUACCCAUUUGAUUUUGAGAAACACCACCACUAGCCCAGCCUCACCAGGGAACGCAACUCCGAGUGCCACCCCAGCUGCCAUCACCACAAAGCCAGCGCCUUCUGACCAAGCUGUGCUCGUUUAUGAUCAACAAGAAGUAGAGGCCAUCUUCCUACUCAUUCUGCUGGUUGUCAUAAUAGGAGAAUUUUUCAGUGCUUCCUCUGUUACUAUUGUGGACACCAUAACCCUGCAGUACCUUGGCAAACACAGGGACCGGUAUGGAUUGCAGCGUAUGUGGGGGUCUCUGGGCUGGGGGCUGGCCAUGCUCUCCGUGGGAAUUGGCAUUGACUAUACCCAUACAGAAGUUAGCAUUGAAGGUCAAGGAUGUAAAGCUCCUGAGUACAAGAACUACAGGAUUGUCUUCAUUGUUUUUGGUGUCCUGAUGACAAUGGCGUUAAUUGUGGCCACCCAGUUCCGGUUUCAUUACGCGCACUUCAAGCAAGAUGAAAAUAAGAGAAAAGAGGUAGAAAUCUCACAGGUAGACAGAAAUGCCUCCAACGAAUCCUCGGAUAACACUCCUACCAGUAUGAGCCAGUCGCAGUCUUUCAGUUUUUGGGACCUAAUAAAACUGCUGUGUAGUAUCCAGUACGGCUCCGUGCUCUUCGUGGCAUGGUUCAUGGGGUUUGGAUAUGGCUUUGUGUUCACCUUUCUCUACUGGCACUUGGAAGACCUGAAUGGCACCACCACUCUCUUUGGAGUUUGUUCUGUGCUCAGUCAUGUGUCUGAGCUCACUGCCUACUUCUUCAGCCACAAACUCAUUGAACUGGUUGGUCACAUCAGAGUGCUUUACAUUGGUCUUGCCUGUAAUACAGCACGAUAUAUCUACAUCUCCUAUCUGGAAAAUGCCUGGACUGUUCUUCCGAUGGAAGUACUUCAAGGUGUCACACACGCAGCUAUAUGGGCAGCUUGUAUUUCGUACCUCAGCGCGGCUGUGCCUCCGGAGCUGAGGACGUCGGCCCAGGGAAUCCUGCAGGGUCUCCACUUGGGUCUAGGUAGAGGAUGUGGAGCCAUGGUUGGAGGAGUUUUGGUCAAUUACUUUGGUCCUGCUGCCACAUUCAGAGGAAUAGGGAUGGCUUGUUUAGUGAUUCUGCUUCUGUUUGCCCUGAUCCAGUGGCUGUUGGUUCCUGAUGAAGAAGAAGAAAAGACAAUGCUGGCAGAAAGGAUCCCAGUGCCUUCCAGUCCUGUUCCCAUAGCAACUAUUGACCUUGUACAACAGCAGUCGGAAGAUAUCAUGCCUCGGACUGAGUCCAGACUUCCUCUAAAGAAAACUAAACACCAAGAAGAGCAGGAGGAUGUGAACAAGCCUGCCUGGGGCAUCAGCUCUUCUCCGUGGGUCACCUUAGCUUAUGCUGUCUACCAGAUAAAAGAGAUGGUUAAACUAUCCAAAACCAAUCCAGCUCCUGAGAAUCAGCCUUUGCAGAAAAUCAAUGAGAAUUGCAGUGCUUCAUCAGCCAGCUCAGCAAGACAACCCCAAAAUCCGACAGAUUCUGGGCAGUCCGGAAAUUGUUCAGCACCAACACCUACAGCAACAUCAGAUUCCCAAGUAGAUGGCAGCCGUGUUGUGUCGGAUCAUGAUGCUCAGCCUGCUGCUGCAGGGCCCUGAGAUGCACUCAUCUUAUCAAAUCCAGUGCAUGGAAUUCUGCUUCUCACCUGGGAAACGCUGGAGUAGGAGCUCAAAAGUAGGACUUCCUUCAUCUUAACAAUCAUAAUGUGAUGCAGUGCAAGCUUUUAACUAUAUAAAGAAUAUUCAUAUGACUACACAGAGCAACAUGAGCAGGGAAGCCAAAAGUUCAGAAUUCUUGAGGGAAGUGAUGUUGGCCAGAUAGAAUGGUAGGAAGAAUUCUUGGCUGCUUUGCUAAAGCUGAGUCAAGUGCUAUGAGAUUUCUUUGCAAUCUAUAGAAAAAAAAGUUCACUCCUCACUUGCUGAGGCACAGAGUGUCUGGCUUGAUUGGGUAAUUUUCUUCUUUGAACUUAUUCCCAAAUAAAAAUGAAGAGACUUUUUAAGAGAGAAACUGAGUUUCCCUGAAUAGUCUAUUAGAAAAUACCAGAUCCAAUAAUUAUAGAAGUGUCACAAAACUGUUUUUGUAAAGAUUUCUCAGAAACAGAGUAGGUUUAGGAAGCGUAUCUUAAUGUUAUGGUGAUGGAUUAAGUAAACCGCACACAUAUUCAAAGAAUAUGUUUUUGAAGCCGAAUUUCUCUUGUUUGAGAUAAAGGUUUAGUUCUGCAAAGAAAAGGUUUUGAACUGGCAUUUUAGUGAAACACAAAAGGUGGAGGAAGGCUUCUGAAGUUACUCUCAGCACUUGCAGCCGUGCAGUUGGGCAUAGGUUGUGUGUGUUUGGGCAGUUUUAGGUUUGAUGUUGUAUUGAGACAAGAAUCUUUGAUCAAGAUUGCACAGCCUGAGAUUGAUCAGGGGUUUUGAUGGACAUGCAGUCUUCUUGGGUUUUUAUUUCAUCAUCUAUACAAGGGUUUAUUUAAUGCAGUGUAGUUACUAUUGUUAUUUAUUAAGAAAACAGCAAGCUUUAAGUGCCUAGGGAAGGUGGGGGGUGGUAGGGAGGAAUCACCUUAAAAUCUUAAUGUUUAGAAUUAUAGGGGCAAAGUAGUUGAUGCAGAAAUCAAGUAGAGUGAGUCUCAGGAGGAAGCAAAUGUAACUCAGUUGCAGUAUGUUUAGGAAGUUACUUUGCCCAAUGUCACGACACUGGAGGACUUUGGAUUAUGUUUUGUUAUGCUUCUCAGUACUAACUGCAGCCAGCUUGCGUGCUGGUGCAUGGUGAACAUUGCUGCUGGAGGGAAAUCCUCGGGCUCAGGGAGGAGUCAGGAGGGGUUUAGUCAGGAUAGUGUUUUGGCCCAUUUUCUUAGAUUAACAGCUUGUUCCUGGGGGAUUCUGAGCACUCAGCUCCCAAAGGACUGAGGGAGCCCUGCUCAGCUGCCCUCCUUGAAGUCACAUGUGCGUGAAGUGUCAGGCCUUCCGUGAGGAAGGUGUGUGCUGUGGGAGUGUGCAGGGAGCCGGAGGCAAGGCCAGCAGACGAGGGGUAGGGAGAGGAAGAUGGCAGCAGCUGAGCAGGAAAGGGGGUGCACAGGUUCACCCACUCUGACAUCUGGUGAGCUUGACUGAAGGGGUGUCCCGUAGCUGUGCUUUAACUGUGCUUUUAGAACAACCCACGUUCUGGCAGUGCCUGGGACCAACACCACAGACAAUAAAAAGAAACAUCAAUGACUAGCCACUAGUUACUUUUUUUGCACUUGAACCUAAAUGUACUGUACUCACGUAAAUCCUCAUGACUUGUCUAAGUGUCCUUUAAAAUAAGAAAUGUAUUUAUUUUAUGUUUGUAUAAGUUGGGGGAGAACUAAAGACUGAACAGGUGACAGGAGAGAAGGAUGCUAAAAAUCAUCUUGAGGCUAACCAACCAUUUGUUGAGUUCAUGCUGUACGGUGUUACCUCAGCUGCUACUGCAUAGCACCUGGAUUGUGAAGUGAAGAGCUUGUAGACUGUGUUUACACUUCAGAAUUGUGUAUUUGAAAUGCCUGCUCUUUCUGGAAUUGUAUAGUCAUUCUAUGUUGCAAAAUGGACGUGUACAUCUGGAUUUUGAUAUUUGUGGAACUCUAAAAACUGUGGUAAGAAAUAUAAAAUAUCCAUAACAUA